AUGGUAGACUUCGAGACGGAUCGUCCAGAAAAUGUCGAGAAAACAUCCGAACAACCGCCAGGUGAUGACGGCGGCCCCGAUAUCUUUGAGAGGCGCGACUCAUUAGAAUCCGAACCAGAGCGCCCUUCAAAUGACGAGGCAAAUAUUGGAGCAUCGCCAGGUGAUGAGGUUAUGCUUGAACUUCCGGUAGAGCUGGCAAGCUUGAGUGAUAGAUUCGUCGAGUCUCUCAGUGCUAGAGUACAUACGCUCCCCCCCUCCAUCGAAAGAAUUUCGUCUUUGUUUCAAGAUUUCUACAUCAAGACCGACUCACACAUUGCUACGCAUAUCUCGACUCUUGCGUCGCGCAUCAAUCGAGAUGGCUUGCCUUCGAGAUCAAGUUCCACUACCACCACACAACAGAUGUUGACCGUUUCCGAGAUUGCAGAGAGACGAAAGGCACGCAAACAAUUACCAUUAAAACAGCUAGCAUUGGAAGAAACUGUCGAAAGACGAGUCUGCGAAAAGGUCUACGAUAAGAUAUGGCGUCACAAAAGUACCAUGGACGAAGUGAGAGAUGAGAAGCUACGCUCAAAAACGGCAGCUCUAUCGCUUUUGGGUAUGGGUUUGAGAGACCUGGGCAUCGAAGUACCUGAAGCAAAUGAAGAAAAAGAGAAGGAAGCAAAUACGAGACUUUCAGCAGCUGGUGAUGACUUGAAGAAGAUGAAUGACGCACAUUACCCGUUGGGCAAACUUCAACAUUUGAUCUCGGCACAUAAAGCAAUUGUAGAUGCAUUGACGACUCUUUUGGGAUCAUCGUCUUCUGCAGAUGAGAUUCUGCCUGCCCUGAUAUAUACAUUGAUCACAUCACCUCCGGAAGGCAUAAAUGUGAUCAGCAAUUUGUUGUUUAUUCAACGAUUCAGAUCUAUCAGUAAAAUCAACGGAGAGUCUGCCUACUGUUUGACCAAUCUGGAAGCUGCUAUCAGUUUCUUAGAGUCUGUGGAUCUCAGCAGUCUCAACACUGAAGCUCCCGCCGACGGACAGCCCCGAUUGCUCAAUGCAGCAACAACUCCCCCGGCUGAGCUUUCCAGUUCUGUACGUGCUCCAAGAUCAGGAAAAGUGACGCCUUCCGGCACGUUCCCACGAACACAGCUGUCUGCGCCAGCAGCCCAGCAACGGCGUUUGAGCAAUCUGUUUCAACCGCCUGCAAAGGUGUUAGGUGCUGCCAACGAUGCGGUCCGCAAUACCGCCGACCAAGGAUUGAAGAAUAUCAGCAAUACGCUAGACAACAGCUUCAAUUUCUUGUUUGGACGACUCAAAGAGAUGCAAAAUAAUCGUGGAGCAAACGAGCAAGCCCUAGUGCCGAAAACGCUAGAUGAAGCCCGACGUCUUGUGACGAGUCCAACGGUGCUUAAUGAGAGCGACUUGAGGAGUGAGGAGUCUGCUCUGACACCUGAUUCAAAAGAAGGAUACAUGCAGCGACCCACACUUCAGCCUGAGGACAUUCGAUACAGCGGAAAAGACGGUCGAAGUACUCCACGAGAUAGGAGUGCUGAUAGUGCUCGAAGCAGCGAAACCAGUGGCACCCAUAGAGCUAGUGCACUCCCCACAGGACGUCUCAACAAUACCUCCACACCAAGUCCAGGUGGCGGGAGCUCCUCCAUCUUCAGCUCUAGCCCAGUGACGACACCAUUAGAGUCCAUGAAGAACUUUGGAAAUAGCUUCAAUCCCCUCAGCCACAUCCCAGGUAUGAUCAGAGGAUUUGGCCGCAAUGUUCCGGAAACACCAUCCUCGACCGCUGCAACUGCAACUACCACCCCAAGCACCGUCGGCGGCACCAUGAUCCCUGAACGGCCAAGAUUGACGUCUUCAAGGAUAGAUGCAAGAUCCUCGCCGCUGACAACAUCAACAUCAACAAUACCAUUUCCCCCAGUGCAAUUAUCGCAAUCCGACCCACCGAUUAGACGAUUCCUUGAAGUUGAUGACCCGCAAGAUCUGCGCAUCGGUGAUAUUGCCGAGCUUCUGCAGGAUUAUAAGAGGCUUGCUGCUAUGGUUGUUGAUCGGGUUUCGAAGGAGUGA
This is a messenger RNA of Talaromyces marneffei, 2055 nucleotides long. RefSeq lists its product as uncharacterized. Gene Ontology annotation, molecular function: guanyl-nucleotide exchange factor activity; small GTPase binding. Gene Ontology annotation, biological process: vesicle-mediated transport. Gene Ontology annotation, cellular component: cytosol; endocytic vesicle. NCBI's taxonomy places the organism in Eukaryota, Fungi, Ascomycota, Eurotiomycetes, Eurotiales, Trichocomaceae. The transcript is spliced from 2 exons. Bases 1 to 2055 code for a protein of 684 amino acids. The record is from RefSeq and is a predicted model, not a curated record.